Pleuronectes platessa (European plaice) is the source of this 2082-nucleotide messenger RNA. RefSeq lists its product as uncharacterized. The coding region runs from base 167 to 1405 and encodes 412 amino acids. The record is from RefSeq and is a predicted model, not a curated record. Gene Ontology annotation, molecular function: hydrolase activity; zinc ion binding. NCBI's taxonomy places the organism in Eukaryota, Metazoa, Chordata, Actinopteri, Pleuronectiformes, Pleuronectidae. The transcript is spliced from 3 exons.
UUGUUAUCUUCCUUAUUGUGAGGAAUAUGUUCAUAUAAGGUCACAGCACCGAUCUGAGGGCGACUCCUGGUCGAGGUUUAACAAUCUUCUCUCCUCCUCACAUCGUUCAGUGACUCGUCCGUCUGAAGAGAACUCAACACGUCUGACGACUUCUCCAACCAAGGAGAUGGCCGCCCGGAGCCGGAUCACGGUUCUGCUGCUGCUCUUCCUCCUGUCGACUGAACACAGUUUUGCUGUGAACCUGAACGAACUUGAACCGCUGGUAGACGAACUCUUGAGCAAGUACCGUGCAGAAGGUGUGUUCAGUCUGGCCGUGAGUAUCCCGCUGAACCAGAACCAGGACCAGACCAAGAACCAGAAACAGGGUGCUUACCAAAUCCAGGAAGUCCUCGAAAGUGACCCUGCUGCCAACGUGGAGAACAAGAUCAACAACGGUGAAGUGUACGUUGGCAGCAGGGUGGUUGCAGCCAAGCCUGGGGGUGGUCUUCAUGCAGAGUCACGUGUUGUGGACAAAUUGAAUCAGUUGUACAAGAGUCCUCAAUUCAAUCAGGAUGAUUUGUUGCUUCUCUAUGUUUAUGCCUCCCCGUGUGUUGAACAAUGUACAGAUGAAGUUCACCCGCUAAGCAUCCUUAGAGGGUUAAAUGAAAUUCGGCGUUGGAAUAAUUGGGCAGUUGUGUUUUCUAAAAUAUUCAAGCCCAGUAAUGGUCAUGAGAACACAGACAUGGAGCGCGUUAGAGCCCUCAGGCGACUUGCAACGUAUCAAGGUGACCUAGGUUCAGUUGGUCUACAGAACAUCUUCCGCUGUGACGGAGAUGAAAACCAACAGAUGAAGUGUGUCAGCUGCUCAAGUGACGGUCAGGUGGCACAGACAUGUGUGUCAGACGGUCCUCAGUCAGGUAGAGGUGCCUCCUCACAGGGGGGGGCUCAGGCUGAUUGGCUAACCCCCAAAAAAGGAAAAGGGGACCGAGUAAGAAGGGACAUCAGUUAUAACACAGGUGACAGCUCUGCUCAUAUCUCUGAGAGCAACAAGGGAGCUGAGGACGCCCCCUCAGUUGAUGAGAAUGGAAAUGAUGUUGGUUCUGAUGAAGGCAAAGGAAGUGAUUUAAGGACGGUAGUGGACAUAUUGUCCCCUCACAUCGGCUUUGAUUCUGGAGAUGGAAGAGUGAGCAAGGGCAAAGGAAAAGUGAGCAAGGGCAAAGGAAAAGUGAGAAAGAGCAAAGGAGGUAAAAGGAGAAGAGGGAAAGGGAAAGGGAGAAGAGGAAAAGGGAGAAGAGGUAAAGGAGUGAAAGGAAAAGGGAGAAGAGGGAAAGGAGGACGAGGAGGGAAAGGAAAAAAGAGCAGGCGAGGGGGGAGAAGCAGAAGACGGGGUUUGGACCAGGACUGGAUUUUUGCCUCCGAUUUUUGAGAAGCAAACAAAUGAACCUUUUCUGAACGACAGGACUGAGUCUGAGUUUAACACAACUAGCUUUGCUAACAUGAUCACGUGAUAAUGCCACGAUUAGCACGUUAGCUGUGCAGCUAACCAAUGAGGCUUUGAGCUUUGAAGGAAUUAAAUGUAUUACUUUAGAAUUGUAUUGAGGUUCUUUGAUUGUCUGUUAAUAGAUAAACUUUGACAAUAUUAAAAGAUAAAUGUAUAAAGAUGGACGACAUGACAGCCACAAAAAUUAAAACCAAAGCACCUUGAUCGCCCCCUGGAGGCUGGCUGCUCUACAGGUCAUAAACUCCUCCUCCUCCUCCUCCAUGUUAACAGAUACAAAAAACUAUAAACAUUGAAUAAACAUCUCUUAGAGAUUUCAGUCACUUCAGGUCGUUCUUACCUCAUUGAUGAUGGUUCAAGUUUUCCUGAUCAGUUUGGUUUAUUUAGUUAUUUGAUAUAAAAACGAGACGUCCACGAUAUUUGGUUUCAUUUGUGGACAGAGGCCGAAGUGAAGCUGCGUCGUUCAUCUUUAUUUACAGUCGAUCAUCUGAACCAACAUCCAAGACAACCUGCUUAUGUAAUCUAUAUAAUCAAAUCUAUGUAAAAUGCAUCACUGAUUUUCAUGAUGUUCUGUUUUCUCUUAUUAAAGCUUUGCUCAGCAUCAA